CUCGUCUCUUGCACGAAUGAUCGUCGAUGCACCACCACCAAUGAGCUGGAAGGUCCUUGUGCAGAGGGGUUCUACAGCUUGUCACCCGACGUGAUGGUAGUCGGAAUCCAUUGUAACUGGUACUGAACUUUUGCAGCUUUGUCUUCUACACAGGUCCAUCAUGGAGCCACUCUCAGAAACGCCAUGGGAUGUAACGAUCUCUGGCACUGGACUGGCCCAGUCCCUUUUGGCACUGGCGCUGUCGCGGUCAGGGAAGAAGGUGCUCCAUGUUGAUCGAAACUCAUAUUAUGGAGGUUCUGAAGCAGCAUUCAGCCCUCAGGAGGCCCAGGAGUGGGCUUCUAGAGUGAAUGGAGAACCUCAGCACUUUCCUUUUGAGAAUGCGACUGUGUAUAUUCCUGAAGGAUCUCCUCAGUUAUUAACCCGCUCAUAUACACUCACCUUGUCGCCGCAUUUGAUCUAUUCCAGGUCGCAACUUCUGCCCACCUUGGUGUCUUCAAAGGUGUACCGGCAACUGGAGUUUCAGGCUGUUGGGAGCUGGUGGAUACACAAGCCCCAGCCCGGCUCUACAGGUGGUAGUGGUACUGCUAGCAGUGCAGCCCUGUACAGAGUGCCAAGUAGUCGCGAGGACGUCUUCGCAGACGACAUCAUAAGUGUCAAGUCGAAAAGGACCUUGAUGAGAUUUCUCCGCCAUAUCAGCAAGCCUCAGCAGGAGAGCGACUCUGAACCUGAGGAAGAAAACUUGGCUAUGUCUCUGUCGGAAUACUUGACCGCCAAGUUCCAAGUGCCCGCUGAGCUGCAUGAUCCUCUGCUUUCACUAUCCCUAUCUCCGGCUUCUCCUGAACAAACUCCUGCCGAAUACGCCGUGCCGCGCAUCAAAAGGCAUCUUGCCUCUAUCGGUGUAUUCGGUCCUGGCUUCGGAAGCCUACUCGCGAAAUGGGGUGGCGGCUCUGAGCUUUCUCAGGUUGGAUGUCGUGCUCUCGCAGUAGGAGGCGGAGUAUACAUGUUGAACUCUGGGGUUCAAUCAAUCAAAUGCAAUGGGGUUGAGGAUAGUCAAGAUGCGCGUGUUCAGCUGCAUCUGUCCAACGAUGAGACAAUCAAAACCAAGUUUGUGGUAGGCUCCAACUGGGACCUCCCUGGACAAGGUUGCCCUCUUUGUGACAAAGUGGCACGGUCCAUCAACGUUGUUUCGGCCUCCCUUGAGAGUUUGUUUCCUGUCACGGCAGAAGGUGGGCCAAUCCCCGUCGGAGCAGUCGUAGUAUUCCCGGGAAGCUCUCUCGAUCAGGCCGAUGAUCUGCCACCAGUAUACCUCUUGGUGCAUUCAAGUGAAACCGGUGAAUGCCCACCAGGCCAAAGUGUCGUUUAUGGCAGUGUGGGCAUUCCUGGUGCUCAAGGCCAAUCUUUGAUUGAAAAAGCUGUGCACAGACUUCUUCAGUUGAAUGCAGAUCCGGAUGCAAAGGUCUUGUGGUCUUUGCGUUACACACAGUUGGGCCUCGCUAGCAACGGUGUUGCCGACGCGCGCUCAUCUAAGUUAGCGCGCCCCUCACCCAAUAUCCUUUGCUUCCCACCUCCCAGUCUAGACCUUGCCUUCGAUGAUGCAGUGAUCGACCGGGUGAGGGAUGCGUGGAACUUAAUUAUGGGAGAUGAGGCCAAUGAGUAUGAGUUUAUGAAUUUCGAGGACCGAGAGCGUGCCGAUGAUGAGGACUGAUAUAUCACUCAUCGUCGUAUAUGCAUAAGUAGAUAUACAAUGAUCAAUGAACCAGGUAAAAUACUUUGAUGA
Molecule: messenger RNA, 1777 nt
Organism: Aspergillus alliaceus
Lineage: Eukaryota; Fungi; Ascomycota; Eurotiomycetes; Eurotiales; Aspergillaceae
Product: putative Rab geranylgeranyl transferase escort protein
Exons: 4
Coding region: 161-1705 (514 amino acids)
Biological process (GO): small GTPase-mediated signal transduction; vesicle-mediated transport; protein geranylgeranylation
Cellular component (GO): cytosol; Rab-protein geranylgeranyltransferase complex; nucleus
Molecular function (GO): GDP-dissociation inhibitor activity
Source: RefSeq, a predicted model, not a curated record